UAUUAAUAGUUUUGUUCUUUACAGUAUAUUGUUUCAUGGCAGUGAUUAUGUUCAUGUCAAUGUCUCUUAUACCAUAUGCACUUGAUAUCGUAUUGCCUCUCAACGAAUCCCGUCCUUUCUUACCACCAUAUCGAGGAUAUUAUUUUGUGGACAUGCAAGACUAUUUCUUCGAAAUUCUUUCACAUUCUAUCGUGGCUUGGGCAGUAACCGUGAGCGGAUUAGUUGCCCACGAUUGCAUGUUCGUGACUUUUGUUGAGCACGUUUGUAGUAUGUUCGCCGUAGUUGGAAAAUACGUUUACUACACCUUUCGCUAUACAAAUAUUGAUAGUGACAAUAGGGAUGAGCAUUUCUUUGCUACAAGUAUGUUAUUAUUUAUUACAAAAAUGGUACUAGCUCUGCAAGAAAAAUUACAAUGUUUUUUUUUCGAGAUCGCACAAGGGAAUGAGGAUACUUUAGAGGCAAUAAGGUAUAUAUUCUAUGUCUUUGGUCAGAUGAUUCAUUUAUUCUUUCUUAGUUUUGAAGGACAAAGGCUGAUAGAUCACAGUCUUCAAAUGCGCGAUAAAAUAUAUAAUAGCUGUUGGUACAGCGCAUCGAUAAAAUUACAAAAACUAAUCAUACUCGUAAUGAUGAAGAGUCUUUACCCGAGUUUCCUAAGCGCUGGCAAGAUUUACAUUCUCUCCUUGGAGAGUUUUACCACGGUUUUACAAACUUCAAUGUCGUAUUUAACGGUACUCACGUCUAUGCAAUAGAUCACGUUAUUCCUGUAGACGCUAAUAUCUCAUGAAAUUUGUGUCUCCAAUCCUGUCUUUAAUAUUUUAUUACAAUAAUAUACUUUCGUUAAUCAUAUACAUAAUAUUUAUAAUCAUAUUACAUACAUUGAAAUAUCUCGAGCAGAUCUUAAGAGGGGGGGGGGGGGAACUAGUACUCUUGCGCUUCUCGAAAGCGCAGUAAAAAGUGACAAAAUGGAGAAGAAUAAAGAUAAGGAUGAUAUCAGAUUACAAAUAACAAGUUGUAUGACAUUAUUAUUGAUAAGAAAAUUGUCGUUGCAUGUUUAUGCAAGUUUUAUUUUUUUAAAAUCACAAUAAUUACGUUACGUUAACACUUUUUACAUGUGCACAUACACUAAUUUAUUGUAAUUAAAUGUAUAUUUAUUGUCAUCUUUCUAGUUAUGAAAUAAAAUAUUUAUAAAAUACAUUAAUCUGUAGAGAAAUAUAUUUAUUUUAACUAAAAAUAUUGCAAUAACAUUUUUUAAAUAAUUUAUUUAUAAUUAUCUAGGAAAGCAACGAUAAGAACAAGCAAACAAGCUUUAAGCUUCAAAAUGCUUAUUUAACUUUUUAUUUGCAAUGAUUUUUCGCCAAGUUAUAGGUUUGAAAAUUGAUUGAUUGAUGAGUUUUAGGCGUCUGGGCAUCAAUUAUGUAAUUUUUCCCUAGGAGCGUGAACAUUUUCACGUGAAUUCGAUCAUUUUAUUCGUCUCGACGCGGCAAAGCCGUGUGACCGAAUGUAUGGGUGCGCGGUGGUUUCAAUGCGUUCGUGCGUACUGCGUACUGACGCGUCGAAUACUACGCGCAGUAAAAUCAAUCGCAAAACAAUCUUUUCUUUUUUCGAGCUCAGAAGUGUGAAGAUAAAAGUGCAAAGUAAAGAUUUUACAGAUCAAUAUUUAUGCUGCGCAUCGUUUGUUGGUGACAGAGAAAAAGAGAGAAAGAGAGAGAAAUAGAGAGAGAGAGAGGAGAGAGAGAGGAGUAAGUUUUAAAUAAU
This is a messenger RNA of Linepithema humile (Argentine ant), 1755 nucleotides long. The record is from RefSeq and is a predicted model, not a curated record. Lineage: Eukaryota; Metazoa; Arthropoda; Insecta; Hymenoptera; Formicidae.